AGCAGACCAGAAGGGCGACCAAAACCAAGACCGAGACUACACCCACAACACCCGGUCGAGAAGAAGGUGCAUUCCUCGUCCUCCCCGGCUGUAUUAAUCCCCACCAUGGCCUAGAGCCCUGCCGGAACAGCCCAGGGAACCAUCAGUGUGAAGCAGUGCCGAUGCGCAGCGGGUUGUGGCGGUGGCAGUGGUGGAGGGCAGUCAAGGGAAAUGAGAGGCCAGCUUCAUCUCUGGUACUAACUUCUCACCUGCGUCAGCGAGGGUUACCGCCCUGGACAUCCUACUUUGUGCGGUACGGGGAUGUGACCAGCGACCAGCGGGGAAGAUCACACUUCAACUGGGAGGUGGAUGGGGUCAAUUAUCAUAUCCUGAGGACAGGGUGUUGGCCGUACAUCAAAUACCACUGUUCCCAGCGACCCUAUCAAGACCUCUCCCUUGAUGAUCGGUUCUUCAGGGUGUUGAAGGUGAUGAACUUGGGUCUCCCUUGCCUUGCCUACGGCUUUGGUGCCUUCUUCCUCAUCAGCUGCCAGGAGGAGGUACACACCCCUAAAGGCACUGUCACUUUACAUUUUCUCUACGAGGAAGAUCGAGGAGCCAGACACUGAGACUUGAAGGGGACACAACAG
This is a messenger RNA of Eriocheir sinensis (Chinese mitten crab), 626 nucleotides long. RefSeq lists its product as uncharacterized. The record is from RefSeq and is a predicted model, not a curated record. NCBI's taxonomy places the organism in Eukaryota, Metazoa, Arthropoda, Malacostraca, Decapoda, Varunidae. Bases 162 to 605 code for a protein of 147 amino acids. The transcript has 4 exons.